This is a messenger RNA of Sceloporus undulatus (fence lizard), 1125 nucleotides long. RefSeq names its product OTU deubiquitinase, ubiquitin aldehyde binding 1 (gene OTUB1). Bases 85 to 897 code for a protein of 270 amino acids. NCBI's taxonomy places the organism in Eukaryota, Metazoa, Chordata, Lepidosauria, Squamata, Phrynosomatidae. The transcript has 7 exons. Gene Ontology annotation, molecular function: ubiquitin binding; cysteine-type deubiquitinase activity. The record is from RefSeq and is a predicted model, not a curated record. Gene Ontology annotation, cellular component: nucleus. Gene Ontology annotation, biological process: negative regulation of double-strand break repair; protein K48-linked deubiquitination.
CCCGCCGGGCGAGAGGGAGUACUUCCGGUUCUCCUCCGACGUAACCCGGAAGCGUUUCCUUCCCUCAGUGUUGCAAGCUGGAAGAUGGCGGCGGAGGAGCCUCAACAGCAGCCGGAGCCCCUCGGCGGAGACACGGACGGAGUGAAUUGCUUGGCCUACGAUGAAGCCAUAAUGGCUCAGCAGGAUAGAAUUCAGCAAGAGAUUGCUGUCCAGAAUCCAUUAGUCUCUGAGAGGAUGGAAUUGUCGGUCCUGUACAAAGAAUACGCUGACGAUGACCAUGUCUAUCAGCAGAAGAUCAAGGAUCUUCUAAAGAAGUAUUCAUACAUGCGGAAGACAAGGCCAGAUGGCAACUGUUUCUAUCGGGCCUUUGGCUUUUCCCACCUUGAGGCUCUUCUGGAGGAUGGGAAGGAGCUGCAGCGCUUCAAAGAAGUGGCUGCCAAAAGCAAGGAAGUGUUGGUUUCACAAGGCUUCACGGAAUUCACCAUUGAGGACUUCCACAACACGUUCAUGGAUCUCAUAGAACAAGUGGAGAAGCAGAUCACAGUUUCGGAGCUGCUGGCUUCCUUCAAUGACCAGAGCACCUCGGAUUAUCUGGUUGUCUACCUGCGGCUGCUCACCUCUGGCUACCUGCAGCGCGAGAACAAGUUUUUUGAGCAGUUCAUAGAAGGAGGACGCAGCAUAAAGGAAUUUUGCCAGCAGGAGGUGGAGCCCAUGUGCAAGGAGAGCGACCACAUCCAUAUCAUUGCGCUGGCCCAGGCCCUCAACGUCUCCAUCCUGGUAGAGUACAUGGACCGGGGCGAGGGUGGCACCACCAAUCCCCACAUCUUCCCUGAGGGCUCUGAGCCUAAAGUGUAUCUACUGUACAGACCGGGACACUACGACAUCCUGUAUAAAUAGGGGUUGGGACAGCCUGGCUAGGGAGCCAUGCCCCCUCUUCUCGCGCGCGUUCUGUCUCAUCGCCCACAUUUCCCCGUCCACCUGCCGGGCAGCGUCGUCUGUGGUUGUAAAUGGUGAUCGCUCUUGCUGACAUCUCACUCACUUGGUUUGUUAUUAUAUUUUUUUCUCCUUUUGUUGUUACACUUACACACUUCCGUGUUUUAUUAAAGGGGAUGCCGGUGAAACCAA